Neltuma alba is the source of this 519-nucleotide messenger RNA. RefSeq lists its product as uncharacterized. Lineage: Eukaryota; Viridiplantae; Streptophyta; Magnoliopsida; Fabales; Fabaceae. The transcript is spliced from 3 exons. The coding region runs from base 1 to 519 and encodes 172 amino acids. The record is from RefSeq and is a predicted model, not a curated record.
AUGGCUAGCGUUAUGCAGGACCACAUCAAAGAUAUUGACGACAGUAAAGAUACAUGGGCUAUUGUUGCUUGUGUUAUUAGAAAGAGGAUUGCCUACAAGAAGACUCCACCAUACGCUCCCUGGAGGAUUGGCCUACUUGUGGAUGAGCAAGGUUAUAGGAUAGAAGGUUUUGUAACACAAAGAGGACUGUUUGAGCAUUACAAAAAUGAACCCAAAGAGGGUGGGGUAUACCACUUUGAAAACUUUGAUGUUGUUGACAAUGGAGAUCAAUACAGAGUUACAACACAUUCUUGGAGGCUUAAGUUUCAUACUACUACAUACAUUGAAGAAUCAGAUUUGCCAAUUCCUGGCAAGGCAUACAACUUCAUCCCCAUAAAAGAUAUUGCUGGAUUCACCAUGAAGAAUGAGGAGCUAAUUGAUGUGAUAGGCUUCCUCCAAGGAUUUGGCACCUUGCAAGGCUGCAAGAAUGAGUUUGGAACUCCUCAAAGACUAAACCUCACUCUUGCUGACAAAAAGUAA